GGUGCCGUAAGAACUCCACUCAUAUUUAUUGGUUUCAUGCCCGUCGAAGUCGACUCUGGUGCGCAAAAAUUCCUCGAUACUACCUAUUCUCGAAAUUUUCAAUAUGUCUUCAACAGCCGCCCAUCAUGUCGUCGAAAAGCUUCUUCAAAACAGCCUUGAUCCAGCCAUCGUCAGGGAAAUUGUUGCCCCUGAUGCGACAUAUAUGUCACUUACCUACGAAAACCCUGAGCUAAAGAAAAUCCUGCCAUACUGCGGAGUCCAGCCUGAAGGGGGCCCUGAUGCUGUAUUAGGUGUUUUUGGAUUCGUCAACAAGAUAUGGGCGAUAGAGGAUUUUGAUAUUAAGAAAUCAUUUUCGAGUGGAGAGAAUGCGGCAGUUUUUGGUAGUAUGCGUUAUCGGUCGAAGACUUUGGGGAAGGUCUUCACAUCGCCUUUCUCUAUUUGGGCGACCGUCAUCGGUGGCAAAAUCACAUAUAUGCAGUUCCUAGAAGACACACUCUUAUCGACUAGUUCAUUUAAGGAAGGAGGUGAAGGCCCCCUAAACACAUAUAUCGUGGAUCCGGAGACAAAUGAGAGAGUUACUGCUUAGGUUGUUGGGAUUGUUGGGAUUAUAUAGCGGCCAAGCAAAGUUGGAUGGUCACUCUCAGUGAUGUUAUGAAAAAUAGAGACAGUACGAUUGAUUCAAGUUAUACCCGCCACUUCACUUUAGGC
Messenger RNA from Talaromyces proteolyticus, 708 nucleotides. RefSeq lists its product as uncharacterized. Lineage: Eukaryota; Fungi; Ascomycota; Eurotiomycetes; Eurotiales; Trichocomaceae. The transcript is spliced from 2 exons. Bases 104 to 586 code for a protein of 160 amino acids. The record is from RefSeq and is a predicted model, not a curated record.